Molecule: messenger RNA, 1414 nt
Organism: Heterobasidion irregulare TC 32-1
Lineage: Eukaryota; Fungi; Basidiomycota; Agaricomycetes; Russulales; Bondarzewiaceae
Exons: 11
Coding region: 74-1414 (446 amino acids)
Molecular function (GO): protein serine/threonine phosphatase inhibitor activity
Source: RefSeq, a predicted model, not a curated record
CCUGUAUCCUCUCUGCCUUCGCAGAAGACCCUGUAGUCACAUAUUCCGGCGAUAUUGAGGAAGAAGAAGAGCUAUGUCCCUCAACAAGCGCAUGUCUGUCUCCAGCACCAGGAGUGGAAGGAGUCAGAGUCCUCUUGCGCGCUUCGUCGUCGCUCCUAACGCGGAGAGCGAGGAGUGGGUGAAUGCAUGGAAAGGUGCGCUUGCGCAAGACUUGGUCGACUGUCCGAUCGUCGAUGUUGAUGCGGAGACUACCGUCGAAGAGGCAUGCGAGUUGCUGCUCUCACGCAACAUUCUGUGUCUGGCUGUCAAAUCAGCGCCGUCCUCUGAAGCUCCAGAGACACCAUACAUUGGUCUUUUUGACUUCGCCGAUGUAAACGCGUUUCUUACAUUCGCUGCUACGCGACAUACAUACAGCCCUGAGCAUCUCAUAGAGAAUCCGCGGGUGACACAGAUCAUGGAAGCGGCUAAGGCUGGAAGAGUGCCAGUCAAUCUUGUUAGCAACCUGUCAGAGAAGAACCCGCUUGUUGAGCUGCCGCAUGACGCAACCGUCGUUUCCCUGCUGGGUGCAUUUUCUUCUGGAACACAUCGAGUGCUUGUUCAGUCCCCGAUAGGAAGCAGCUCAACACACAUUGGUAUCAUCUCUGAUCGCCGCCUACUUGCCUACUUCGCCUCAUUUGCUCGUCCCCAACCGACAUCGCCUUCUUCAUCACCUGUUCUCGCGUCUCCAAUCUCUGUGCGCUCUGCCUCAUUCAACUCGCCCACGUCGUCAUUCUUACGCUACCUCAAUAACCCAUUGAGCUCUCUUUCCUUGCCUUCCCUCAACCUGUACUCUGAAGUCGUUGCGGUAACGGCCGGCGACACUGUGCUGAAUGCUAUGAAGGUCAUGAGUGAGCUCGGGGUGAGCAGUGUUGCUGUUGUCCACGAGGAUACUGGCAACCUGCUGAGUGCUGUCAGUGUAACAGAUAUCGGGAAGACCGUCGUGCCAUCGCAAAGCAACCAAGUGUUGACAAUGCCAUUGCAACAGCUGGUGACACAAAUUAAAAUGCCAGAUGGUUCCACAGAUGGAAGAGACAAAUACCCAGUUUACAGUGUCUCCCCUUCAUCCACACUUUCCUACUGCAUGCAGAAACUUCUCGCUACCAAUGCACAUCGUGUAUUCGUCACCGCAGAAGGCUCCGUGUCACCGUCAGCAGGCCGGUCGGCAAAAGGAAACUUAUCGGGCAUCGUGUCCAUCGUGGACAUUCUCUCCCUUUUCGCACGCAUUGCGAACGUUCCCAAUGUUGACCCAACCCGGAUGCAACGCCAUAGGCGCGCUUCAUCUGCCUCGAGUCAAAGCUCUUCUUCUGGUGUGUUCAGUGACUUGGUGAGAACCAAUUCACGUGGUAGCAUUGGUGGUCGCGGGCCUGGGCGAUGA